Ceutorhynchus assimilis (cabbage seed weevil) is the source of this 4118-nucleotide messenger RNA. The record is from the annotation of a GenBank genome assembly. Lineage: Eukaryota; Metazoa; Arthropoda; Insecta; Coleoptera; Curculionidae.
GUUUUGUUUACAUUUCAAAAGAAAUUUAUCGAUAUUUUUAUAAUUUACAAACACUUCAAAUUUUAUUAUUAUUUUAAUCAACAGUGUACUCUAUCUCUUUCCUCAAAGUAGGUAGGUACUUUAUAAAAAAGAAAAUUAAAAAAAAAAACACAGAAAGACUCAUCAACUUAGAAAAUCAAUAAAUUCGAAGACAUAUGGAAAAGAAGUUUUGAAAAUGUUUUCCGCAAUAAAAAGGUUCGCCAGCAAAGGAGAUGGGGCCUCAAACAAUCUUGCCUCGAAAAGUCCCAAUGUCCAUGCAAUGUCCUCCUCGUUGCAAAAGAAAUUUGCCAAAGGGGUUCAGUAUAACAUGAAAAUCAUCAUCAAAGGCGACAGAAACGUGGGCAAAACCUGCUUGUUUCAUCGUCUGCAAGGAAAAAAAUUCAUUGAAGAAUACAUUCCCACAGACGAAAUCCAAGUGGCCUCUAUUCAGUGGAAUUAUAAAGCCACUGAUGAUAUCGUUAAAGUUGAAGUAUGGGAUGUUGUAGAUAAAGGCAAAAAGAAAAAACAUUUUGACGGUCUAAAACUGGAAAACGCCCAGCUAGAAAUCCCAGAAGAGGCGGCAUUAGAUGCGGAAUUCUUAGAUGUGUACAAAGGCACCAACGGUGUCAUUAUGGUACUGGACUUAACCAAAAGUUGGACAUUUGACUACAUCCAAAGGGAAUUACCAAAAGUUCCUGCUCACAUUCCAAUUAUUAUCCUAUCAAAUCAUUGUGAUAUGUCCCAUCAUAGAACCGUAACAGCGGAUCAUGUUAAUUUUUAUAUUGAAUCUGUUGCUGGUAAUAGGGCAGCUCAAGUACGUCACACAGAAUCUUCGAUGCGGAAUGGGUUUGGACUGAAACUUUUACACAAAUUUUUCAAUUUGCCAUUUCUUCAACUACAAAAAGAGUCACUUUUAAGGCAAAUUGAACGUAAUGAAAUGGAAUCAAAUGCCACAAUUGAGGAACUAGACAUGUAUGCAGAAUCUGAUGAGGCUAAUUAUGCAAAGUUUUUGGAUAACUUAGUCAAAAAACGUAGAGAAAUUGCAGAUUCUAACGCAAACAUCCCUCCACCUUCUAUAAUUAUAACAGAAAAACCUACAUUAGACAUGAAACGAUCUCAAAGCUGUUCGAUAGUGAUUGGAGCAGGCAAGCCUAUUCCUUAUGGGAAUUUGGCAGCUACAAAACCCCAACAGCUACCACCAAAAAGUGUCAGUAUGACUAGUGGAUUCAAUAAAGACAGUGUAGAUGCUUCUAAAGCGGACAUUAUUGCUUCAGUAGAUGAGUUUUGUCCAGCGGAUGGUGGACAUUUAGGUGGAUUUUUGGAUGACGUUCAAUUUGGUGCACCAUCUAGGAUUGUUGAACAUGAAGAGUCUGAUUCGGAUACAGACACUGGAAAUCCUUUAGUUUCCGAACUUCAAGACGACUUUGAUCCAGAAGACCCUUCAAUCUCAAAACCAAUGAAAUUGCUUAAAAACUCAGCACCCUCUAGAAAUGGAAAAUCUGAUGGCAGUAGCGAGCCUGAAAUUGAAAAAACUGUUCCUGAAGAUUAUGAAAUGAAGCACACAAAUGAUGAAUUUGAUUCUACUAUUAAUUCCGAAAUAUCAGAAUUAACAUCUGAUGUGUAUGAUGCCCAUUGGGUGGCACCUCCUGAUUCAAAGUGGCGCCGAUCCCCUGAAGGUGGAGAAGAUACUUCAAUGGUUAGUCAAACAUUUGAUGAUAGUGCAUCAGUGACGUCUUCAAAUGUUCACAUGGAAUUAUUGACUUCAAGGAAAACACCAAGCUCAGGUCAAAGUGAGAGUGAAGAUACUCAUACCACCUCAAGUUCAGUUAAAAAGGAAAAGAAACAUGCAAAGAAAGAUAAAAAACAUAAAAAGAAACAUGAAAAAAGUGAGAAAAAGCAUAGGAGAAAAUCCAAAGCGGAAAAGGAUGAAUUAGAAGAGUUUUUGAAUGGGACUAGCAGUCCUCCAAUUGAUACUGCUUAUGAAGCUAUUUAAAUGUUUUAAUUUUAUUAUAGAAUAAAUUAGGAAGAUUCGAAUGAUGACUUAAUUAAUAUACAUGACAUUUUUUUGAAUUUAUUUAUAUAGGUGCUAAACUUUUUAUAUUUAUAAAAUUUAAAUGCAAUUAAGGGCUGGUUUAUUCAUCUUCUGAUAAACUGUCUGGUAUGCAGUCCAACGGAUAAAAACGCAAUCUCUAAUCCCAUUAGUCCGCCAGUUAUUCACCAACCAAUAGAAUUAUAGAACCGAAAAUUUAUCUUGCAGAUACCUACCAGCAAGUUUAUCUGGAGAUGAAUAAACCUAAGCCUAAAUUAAUUUCACUAGAACGUAUAUUGUUAUAUUUCUAGAUCAAUGUCUAUAUUACUGUAUUGCAAUGCAUUAUCGCUUAAAUUGUUACUUGUUAUUGUAAUUUUCAAAUAUCGUUUUUUUUUUAUUUACAUGAUACAUCAAAUAUAUAGUUAUUUUAUCAUAAUGGUUAUUUUAAUUCGAGUCAAUAUCUGAUAAAAUAUGAAGAGAACAACAAAGAAUUUUCCAAGAGUGCAACUCUCAUGGUCAGCUUUUGAACCAUCCUAAAUUCUAAGAAACAUUUCUCAUAACAGUGAUGCAAGUACCCAUGAUUUGCAUAAGCUUGUGAUUUUUGUCUUAAGUAACUCUAUUUGUUCUUAUAGGAGCAGUUGUCGGCUACCUUAUAAUGUAUCAAUGCUCCAAAACCACAAACAUCUCAGAACAAAUUCCUACUAUCCUCGCAUCUAAAGUCUGUCGAUUUUAAUCUGAUACUCCAAAGGAAUGUGAGCUGGUGGCUCCCUAAGUAAGAACGCCAAUGGUCACCUGACGUCACACCGGUUUUUGCCAUAUGCUUCACCCCCUCGCUCCUCAAACGGAAAGUGUCAGAUUAAAAACGACAGAGGCUAACUCAACAAACAAAACUCAAUAAGGAUUCGCUUUAUUUCCCUCAAUAGCCACACGAAUCAAAUCAUUGCCUAAAAAGUAAUCAGUAGCCACAAUAUUAACAUCAUUAAACCACUCGUCUCUAAUCCACUUGGUAAUUUCCUUAUUCACUGUUUGCGCUAGCUCCCUCAAAUUGUUCUUUCUAAGAAUAACGUCCCAGGGCUGUGGAGUCAACUCAGCCAUUAAUGCGUACAUUGGAUUGGUGCUGCCUUUGUGCUGGUACAAAGCACUGUACAUGUAGUCUUUGAGUGGAGCUAGUUUGUUGGUGUCGGCCCAAAAUUGUUUGAUUGGGUGCCAGAGCCAAGGUAAAUCUGAAAUUAAAUAAUUUAUAUUCAGGCUUAUAAGUUUGGUUUUCAUUUACUAACGAUUGACUGUGGGUCUGUCAGCAUAAGAAACAAUAAUGCUUUUAUUUUGUGACCAAAUCUCGUUGAGUGUGGGACCGCUUCCAGCUUGUAGCCCAGUUGGUAGUACUACAUGGUCACCCAAGUAGCCAUAAACAAUUUCCGUAAAUCUACUGUGUAGAUCUUUGGUGAAAUUUCUUGGAAAUGGAAACCUGUGAAAAUCUACAAAAACGAUUUCCUGCGGUGCAAACUGGGCAAAUCUGCGUAUUUCUUCUAAAAUUGGUUCGAUUUUAGUUACCUUAACAUGAUCGUGGUAUAUGUAAAACCUGGAAACUUUGCAGGGUUAUCUAUUAGGGUUAUUAUUCAAAGCUGGCUCAUUGCUUACCCUCCUCCGUCUGCAAUAUAUCCGACUCUAAAAUCUAAAUAUCUGAUUCCAAACACCAACUGAUUCCAUACACUUUUAUCUUGAUUCAAUACGUAGCCUUCAAAGUAGGAUAUUAUUCCUUUAUACGAUCCAGAGUUGUGCGUUCCAGGUAUAAGCAUAUUUCCAAUUUUUUUCCUUCCCAAAUAUUGCCUGUUGUCGUACAUCCACGUCGGCUCAAUUGCCAAGCACCUGGAAUCAAUGAUCAUGUCAUAUUUAAUGGAAGAUAUCCAGUAAGGCAAACAGUGACGGCCUUCAUCCGGUCUCAAAGUGUUCCGGUCGUAUUCCCAAUUUCCUGGAAGCCACGGUUCAUGGAAUUUAAUUUUGGUUCUAUAGUAUCCAAGAGGAUAGUCGAUAGUUCGGAUUUGGGCUAGGGCUGAAGAAAAUGUAUCCUCCU